Molecule: messenger RNA, 6426 nt
Organism: Schistocerca gregaria
Lineage: Eukaryota; Metazoa; Arthropoda; Insecta; Orthoptera; Acrididae
Product: sterol O-acyltransferase 2
Exons: 11
Coding region: 122-1723 (533 amino acids)
Biological process (GO): cholesterol metabolic process
Cellular component (GO): endoplasmic reticulum membrane
Source: RefSeq, a predicted model, not a curated record
AUUGACCAGUCGGCUCCCAGAUAGGGCCAGGGACGCUACGUCAAGGGGGCGUGCGCGAGGGAGCUCUACUGUCCAGUGUUGGCGUGUAGCGGCGAGUGAUCGGUCCAGCCAGUAGCCGACCAUGGAGGCUGAAGCGUCUCAGACCAGUGUUAGGGAAGUGACCGGCGAGACCGUGUCAACGCUUCCAGAAGAGAAGAAAAAACCGAGGCCUAAUGUGCUCGAACUGAAGGAGCGAAUACAGCAGCUGCAGACGGAGGCGGUGGAGCAGCUGGAGCACAAGCUGCAGCAGCUGGUGGAGGAGGCGCUGCGAGUGGCAGAGGUGCCGGCCACGCCGCCCUCGCCGUCCCACCACUUGCUCUACGACGACGCCAAGUACCGCAACAGGACGCACCAGCCCAGCUCGGGAGCCCUGCCGGAGAAGCAGUUUCUGGCGAGGGAGUCGCUGCUGACGGACCUGAUGAAGAUCAAGCACUUCCACACCGUCUACAACAUCUUCGUGGCCAUGUUGCUCAUCCUGUUCCUGCACACCGCCGUCUACGACUUAGUCGCUGACGGGCAGUUGAAGCUGGGCUUCUCAACUAUAUUUUGGAAUUUUGAUGGGCUGCACAUUGUAAUGGCAACCUGGGUCUCCAUGCAACUUGCAGUAUUUGCACUGUUCAUUGCAUUCUGUCACUGGGCAUCAUUUCGUGUGUCAUUGUCCAUUUCUGGAUAUCAGAGAAAACUUCUGGACAACAGUGCUCUGAUUCUUCUAAUUGCCUACAAAAUUGGUUUUCUGGUGCUGCCAGUAUGUGUUAUACAAUACAAUCAGUUACCUCCUAUCUCAGCCAUGAUAAUUCUUUGUGAGCAAGUGCGAAUGAUAAUGAAGAGCUAUGCAUUUUUAAGAAGUAAAGUGCCAAAAGUUAAAAUGUUCAAGCCUCAUACUGAAGCCACAGAUGUGCUACUUCCAGACUUCAAUCAUUUUGUGUAUUUCAUGUUUGUUCCAACCCUUGUUUAUAGAGAUUCAUAUCCAAGGACUAAGGAAAUCCGCUGGAAGGUGGUGGUGUGGCAUCUGACAGAGGUGUUUGGAGUAAUAUUCUUCAUUAGCUUUGUGUUUGAACGAAGUUUGGUACCUAUGUUCAGAAACUUUGGGAAGCAACAGCUAUCUCCUAAGGCAAUGGUUGUUGCCAUUUUUGGUAGCAUGGUUCCUUCAAUUACUGUAUUUCUUUGUGGCUUCUAUUGCAUUCUUCAUGCUUGGAUGAAUGCAUUUGCUGAAAUAACAAGGUUUGCAGACCGCAUGUUCUACAAGGACUGGUGGAAUGCUAAUUCCUAUGCAGCCUACUAUCGGAACUGGAAUGUUGUUGUCCAUGACUGGCUGUAUACGUAUGUGUACAAAGAUCUGAGUGAGCUGCUAGGUGCCAAAAGACGUACCCUUCCUAUACUUGCAGUCUUCUUCCUGUCUGCAAUUGUCCACGAGUACAUGCUUACAUUCAUUGUUGGUUUCUGUUACCCAAUGCUCUUCAUGGCAUUUGGAGUAUUUUCAGUGGGCCUAGUGUUUGUAACACAUGAUCGGCUGCCAGGUGGCAACCUAUUAAUGUGGUUGCUCGUCACAACAGGAACAGGUCUCCUUACCAGCCUGUACAUGAUGGAGUGGUUUGCACGACGCCACUGCCCUCGGUUUAUUGAUUCUGCAUGGGACUUCUUUGUGCCAAGAUCAUGGUUCUGUUCUCCACUCACAUCUGAGUAACAAUAAUUUGUGUACCGUAAGUUAAGCAGGACUUCAUUUUGAGGAUAGCUUUCAAAAGUGCAUCAGUCCUUCCUUGUCAUUGUGAAUACUCAAAAGAACAUAACUUUUAACAUGAGAUUAUAUCAGUGAACUGGAAUAAAGUAUUUUUGUAGUGUAUAUAUACAGAUAUUUUAAUCGAAUUGUAGUAAGUCCAUUUUGUUACAAUGUUCGUAGUUUGCUGCAAUGUGAACUCCGUGAUAAAUGUGACUGUGAAAGUUGUACAUAUUGUAUGUGAUGUACUUUUGCACUUUAGUGGUGUGAAAUGAUUUUAUGUGUAUGACAUUUGUAAUGUUCUUAUUUUGGUAUUUUUACUUAUUAGUGAUGUAGUAUCAAUUAGCAUGACUUUCUGUGCUGUCCUUGUACUAUAUUUUACCAUUUUCCCCCUAAGCCCUUUGCAUUGCUUUUAAUGUACAAAGACUGAAGGUACUUUGUAAUUAUAAGACAAGUACUGAUGACCAUGACAGUACAGAAAAUUCUGUUAAUACAUUUAUGUACAUAAGUAAAAGAUAGAAUUUUGUCUACAGUUAUAAAUGAGAAAAUUUGUUUGACAUUUAGAUAAGUAAGUAAAUAUAACACAGAUAUAUAUUUGUUACCAAAUGUACAUUAUCAUAGUUCAUAAACGACUCCAUACCACAUUAUAGCUUCCUUUUCAAAAAAUUUAGGAACUGCUAUCACCUAACUGUUGCAUUACAUGGCUGUAUUACAGGAGGACAUCUGAAUUAGCAUAUUGUUAAUGUUCUCUUAAAAGCUAACAGUCAAGGCAAAGGGGGCACAAUCAUGGUACUUCAUUCUUAAUCAAGACUUCUAUAUCAGUUGAUUCACUUAAGUUAAGAUCAACAAACCUGUCACAUUCUGUGGAUUUUUGGUUGAUGGCUUGGUGUCUAGCUCCUGCCUACAUAAUUUUGGCAAAAGGAGCUGCAUAAGCAUUUUGUGGUCCUCAUGCCAGAGUAAGACUCAUGGUUAGUGCCACACAGUCACACCACCAGCUACAUACUUCCUCAGCCAACAUCACUUCCACCAUCAGAGCGCAGCUGGCUCCAGAGUUCCUUUGCUUUGAGGUUUCUGCACUCCUAUCCUCUUUCUUAACAAAUGUACCUCCUCAGCAACUUAGAUCCGUGAAGAUCUGUGCAAUAUGCAUUUCCCAGGUACAAUAUUACCCAACUGCUUCUUGUAUGCUACAAGUGAGAUGCACUGCAGAGGGAUCAAAGACAAUCCCACAGCUGACACAAGGCCACUCAGGUCCAUGGCCAUUCUGACUUAUCAACUACUGUCAUUCACGUAGAACAGCAUUAUUUUGGACAGUUGUUUCACUUUGUCUAAUCUGUGGGUAUAUAAUGUCAACUAGUCACUUUGAAGGCUCCAUAUUAUAUGUUGCACAUGACUUUAUAAUAGAAGAAAAUUUUGUUAGUUCUUCACAUUCCCAGUGGAAAAGACUUUCAGAUAAACUGAUAAUAUUGGCAUGGUGUAGCAUUUCAAUCCCAGUAACAUCAGUAUCAUUUAGUUUAGUUGGCAAUCCCUUAGUAAACACUUGAUGUGAUACAAUUUCUAAUGAAGUUUUGUUUUAUCAUCACAGAAUGUCACAGUUGUGUUAAAGUUUUGAGUAUUGUAAUACUUCCAAGUAAACUGACAAAAGCUUGAAGUAUUAUGAUUAAGCAACAUUUGUGAUCCUACCAUUCUUGCAUUCUGUUUUCCAACUUAACAAAUUGCUUGUGCAGCAAAUGAAACAUUUUAUAAAAUGAAAUUUUAACCAAAUGGUGGGGCAUAGGCAGUUUUUUAUUUUUUCUUUAAUGAACAUUAUUUCAUAUCAGGGCCUCAUAACUUCUCAUCUUUCACUCAAUGUAAGAAGGAAGAGGAUCAAAAAUUGAUAGUAUUGUUUUAUGCACGCAACUAAAUGCACAUAAUCCAAAUCAAGAUUUGUCUUAGUCAGUCAUCACAUGCACUUUUUCUGCACUUUAAGAGCUGUUUUUGUUUCUUACUUAAGGAAGUUUUCCAAAUCCAAUCAUGGUUGUAAGUUAGCAACUACAGAGCCUGCAAAGUUUUUUCAACCCAAGAAAACUGUUCCACUGUUAGAGGCAAACAUAUUUUUCACUUUGGGCCUAAUCAGUUUACAUUGUUAUAAUAAAGAUAGCUCAAGUUACAUAUAUAAGCAGAUAACAUGACAGUUUCUUUGAAUUUAACAGUCUAGCCCUUCAGACAAUUCACUAAUAAUAGUACCUACUUUUGUUGCCCAAGAUCUGAUUUGACUGUUGAAGCAUACUUGACUGUGAGGCCUGAGUUUCUCCUGGCAUAUGUAAUGUUCAAAUAAAUUAAGAGUGCUUGCUGAUGACUUCAUCCAGUUGCAUCCCCGUAAGUUAUUUGAACAUCUUGGCUGUCACUAACAAUUGGACCUAACUAUUAAUAUAUCCUGCAGUGUCUCUAUUGUUCUUUCCCUCCUUAUUCAUUCCUUUAAUCUUUUUCUAUGUCUUUUUUUAUACCUUUCUGCACUUCAUUUUAAUUCUGUUUGCCUGUUGCUCUAGUUACUUGUCUAUCUGCUUCAUUUUGUCUAAAUAAAUUUUGUCACUCCCUUUUCUUUCUUCUCUUAUUUUCUUGUUCAGCUUCAAACAUUACUUUUCAUUAAACAAUUUUUCAUACAUGACCAAUACUUUCCUGCUUCUGCUGUAAUUCAGCUGGUAAUUUUGUAUUUGCUGUUAGUCAGUUACGUGUUUCCCUUCUGCUGAUACUAUGACAGAAUUUUCCUACCAUAUUUGUGACUCAUAUUCAUGUUCGACUACUAGAUCUUGUAUGAAGCAAUGUUAAACUCUAUGAGAUCAGUCUUACAUUGCUAUAAAUACUUCGCAAACUCCCUUUGUUUUAUAAAAAUUUCAAGAAUCUUUGAAUAUUUUAUGGCUUUCAGAUUUCAUACCGAUAUCAAAACUGGCAAGAGCUGUUCAAAUCCUUUUUUGGUACAUUCAUUCAAAUUUUCCAUUGUUCCACUGAAUUGCUGUAGAUAGUUAUAAAUUUGUUUGCAUAUGGAUCCACUGCCUCAACAUAUUUUUCAAAAGAAAACAUUGUCUGUUAUGGGAUGCACAAUUUUCAGAUUAUUUGCCACUGGUCAGUUUUGACUUUUUCAUUACUAAGCAACAUUUAGAUAAUCUUUGUGCAAUAUGUUACAGUGGAUGUAAUAUACCAAUAAACCCACCAGCCCACAUGUGGAACUACUAAUAAACAUUAAUAUGACAUACCAAACAGAAACAGAAUGUUUGUGAUACAUGUGGGAGAACUAUGUAUAAUAUCACUUAAGAACAGAUUUGACAUAAAACCACUGGGAAUAGCAAUCAUUUUACACUUUAACAUCAGCUUAUUCUCUUGAAAUGCCCAAAUGCAGGGUUCAUACACUCAUGGCAUGAUUCCUUUUAUGAGACCACAUCAGUCUCAACGUAAUUCAGUUCUGAAUCUGUCUUGCUCCUUAUGCAUGACAAAAUAAAAAACUUUAUUUAGUUCUGAUAACUGACCUGCAAUUACUAACUUUUUAUAUGGGAUUAUUCAAGUUAGUGACUCUUUUUCAGUUAAUUAAAAAAAUAGUAAUAGCAAAGUAGCAAAUUCCAUCCAUUUGCAGUAAAUUAUUCCUGUAAUUGUCAUGUGCUCAUAUAACUAAAGUGCAAAACUAGAUUUUUAAGAAAACUGGAUAGUACAGUCCAGUAGCUCACACAGUUCAGAACCUCACCUCUAUUAAUGGGCUCACAUGUCCAAACAGAGAGCACACAAAGUUUUAUAUCCAAAAAUUUGAAACAACUGAAAUUAAAUCUCCCUCAGAGUGUUUCCCUGUGUGUGUGUGUGUUUUUGUAUGUGUGUGUGUGUUUCCUUAGUAGAUGUUAUACCUCAUAUAUUCAUUCAUUGUGUCAUUUCUUGAUUUUUUCACAACAUAAUGAAGAGAUGUUGAUUACAAACAUUAUUUCCUCCACCCCGACCACUACCAAAAAAUACUUCAAAAUUCCACGUUCUCUUGGACUUAAACUGGAAAAUAUUUUAGUGAAAAUGUUAUUAAGGUCUCUGCUACAAUGAUUUUUGUUUUCAUGUUUGGCAAAAUCAAUUUUAUACACACAAAUAAUUUUCUAAGGUACUAUGUUAAUUGUGUGUGACAAAUAAGUAUUUUAUGGUUACAUUCUUGUUGCUGGUGUAGUCUUGUCGGAACCAUUAACGGAUUGAAUGAAAAAAUGUUACAACAUAUUUUAAAGAGAUCAGCCACAUAGAAGAGCAUUUAAACUUGUUAUAUUUUAGUGAUGGGUUCCACUUAAACAUGUGAAGAGUGAUGUUAUUGACAACCAUAAUCAUUCAACUGAAACAACCAUUAAUGAAAUGUAAAUUUUAUAUACUCUACUGGCAAGUUUUGUAACACUGUGCAAUAAAAUUUCUCUGCAGAUUUAGUACAUAAUACAUCCAACAAGGUAUGGAAACUUAGUUUUUGACAAUGGUAUCAAAUACUGUAAAUAUUUUAGAUAGCAAUCCUGAUCUUGUUGUUUUUAUAGAAAACCCUUCAUAUUUUAUAACAAGCCUUGAAGAUGUACAAAAGAAUUAUAAAAUAUACUGUGUGUUACGCUGGUGUUUUUAUGACAUAAACAUUACACUGUGAUAUGAUUUGUAGAGUGAAUUUUGUAAUUUAAUAAAUGCUGAAAUACUACACACUA